Vitrella brassicaformis is the source of this 1949-nucleotide messenger RNA. NCBI's taxonomy places the organism in Eukaryota, Vitrellaceae. The record is from the annotation of a GenBank genome assembly.
AUGCAGAAUACCAAUAUUAGAGGUUUCUCGAGACGAGGAGCCUGCAGGCAGCGAGAUAAGCCAGCAGCGAUGGUUUCCGCCUUCUUCUUUGAUAAGGGCGUUGUGCCUAAUGGCCAGCGCCGCGUAGUUUUCCAGGACGACGCGUGCGUCGGCAGUGGCGCCACAGCCACCGUCAUGAGAGCCCCCCUGCCACCCUCACUCCGACCACUUGGCACCCACGCCAGCAGCAGCAGCAGCAGGAUCAGCAGCGGUGAUGCCGCAUACAAGCUGGUUUGUGAGGGGGAGGGCAGCGAGAGGCAGGGCAUCCGGCGCACGGAGGUUGCCGCCGAGAAGGAGAGAAUGCGGAUGCUGGGAGGGCGCCCGCCCUUCCUGCCGCUCCACGUAGCGGGCAAAGGCACCUUCGUGCGGGGCACGACGCGGGAGACGAGGACCUGCUUAGUAAUGCCCACCUUGAAGGGUACAGACACACACACACACACACACACACACAGAGAGAGAGAGAGAGAGAUCAAUCCAUCCAUCCACCCACACCUAUAACGUUUGUCGUGUCUGUCUGUGUCUGUGUGUUGCACCAGAGCCGGAGUGGGUAGUUCAGUCGCCUGUGCCGCCUCAAGUGGUCCAGUGUCAGCGAGCGGGAGGGCAGCUACCACCUCAGCAGCAUCACCGCCCGAUACCGCCGCACCAAGGACGCCAGGCAGCUGCUCGGCGACUUGACUGUGGUGACCAAGGCGGUCGCGCAGAUGGCCACAGCGCACGACUACGCGCUGGAGGAGGGGGUGGUGUGCGUGGACGCCUUUGCCAACAACGUCAUGUUGGAGAGGUCGUGGCUGUGCCCGGAUCCCUCAGUUCCCCUCCCCGAGGCAUGCCAGGGCGUGCGCAUGAUAGACCUGGCCAACAGCGUCUGCACACCACCCACCGACACGGCGUCCCCCCCCACCCCACCACCGCUCAUCGGCCGCCGUGGCGCCCGUGUGCCCAUGACGAAGGACGAUCUCAAGAGGCUGCGGCAGAUCCCCACCGGCACCAGGUGGCUGUGCUCGCCGGAGCACAUGCUCCUCAACGGCGGCACCAAGCCGUCCGCCGCCACCCCUGACGCCGUCAGUGAGCCAAUCAAGGAGGCCAUAGAAGACCUGUCGUGUGAGCUGCAAUUGGCGGGGGCGUUAGUGAGGGAGGGGCUGUGGGUUGGCGAGCCUGCAGUGGUUUGGAGUUUGUGCAUGAUGAUAGAGCUGCUGCUGAGGGCGGGCCGUUCGAUGAUGGAGGGCGUGAUGGAGUUCUUCGGCAUCGACGACUCCACCGUCCCACUGCAGGACCAGGAGCUGCUGAUGGUCAUGCAGUGGGACAAGUUUUGGGAGCUCGUCGUGGACGACGACGGCCGCCCUCUCGUCGCUGGGGAGCCCGACACGCCUGACGGCCAGCCGGUGUGCCCGCUCGACGGCCUGGGGGAGGGGGAGGGCCUCCCGUGGGUGGACGACUGGGUCGACAUCAUCGCCGGCAUCGCAGCCAAAGGUCUCGUCACCAAACAGCAGCAGCGCGGCACCGUGGCGGACAUCAAGGGCGCUCUCAGCCGCGACCUCGACCUCCUAAGCGAGGUGCAGAAGGCCAUGGACGAGGAGCUCCACGCCGGCGCUGCUGCAGAGGGCCGUGAGGCGGCUGAGGAGGAGCGUGACGAGGAGGAUAUGGCCAGCAUGCCGAGGAGAGCGAGGGCCACGAGCACCUCCAGCAGCAGCAGAGCCAGGGGGGAGACCAGUUGGAGGGACACGAGGGGGACGAGAGGGUCACGCUGCAGCAGCCGCCACUAGCACAGCCAGUGAUUAGUUCUGAGGUUGUCGAAGGUAUGUCAGUUGGACAGGCACAGGCAGACAAUAGACACAUGGGGCGUGCAGACAUCUGCCUCAUUGUCAUCUCUCUGUCUCUCUUUCUGUGUAUGUAUGUGCGCGCGAUCAGCAGUC